AUGGAGGAGGCAGGUGAGCCCCUGGCUCCAGUCGAGGCCCGAGUGGUAAGUGCCACACUGACAUGGCGACAGCGGCCCCCUGCCCAGGACGAGAUCAGACACCGUUUUCACAAGGUGUCCCUGGUGUCAGGGGCCCAGAUGGAAGCCCCCCAGGAGGAGAUGCUUGAGUAUAGCCACCGUGGAGAGGAAGUCAAUGGCUUUGCUACCCGGGAAGAAGAGACUGCCAAUUACCAGGACCCUCGGGAUGGGGUUGACUCCAGGAACUUCCAGAGCCAUGGGCCCAUCUUUUCCAAGAAGUAUACACCACCCCCCAAGGAGAAAAGGCCAGUGGGGAAGCUGCAGGAGACUGUAGACCACGCUGAUGGCAGCCCCCAAGCUCCCAGGACUGAGCCACCAGGCUUGGGAACCAGGGCCAGGACUGAGCUCUUAGUGCCGCUGCCUGGGCCCCGUGAGCCGAGCCCCCACCCAGGUGUGGGUCUCCCCCGUGGGAGCUCCUGGAGCCGCGAGGAACGGCGAGUGACACGUACUGUGCGGACCACCACGGUGGUGGGAGGGCAUGUGGAGCAAUGGGCGAGCAGCUCUGUGACCAUAGGGCCAACACUCUUGAGUGAGGCCCUGCCAAGGGGCCGCAAUGUUGCUCGCACAGUGCGAACAGUGGUGGUGGGCCCCCGGGCUGAGGGCUCGCCCAGCCGCAGCCAGGCCGUGGAGCUGCUGAGUAGCCUUGUGCCCACGGAGCGCAGCACCCCUGCCAGCCGCCUCCCCAGGCCCAUGGUUGUCAUGCCAAGGAGCCCGGGUGUGAGUGGCACAGGAGGAGCAGACCUGGGACAGCUGCCUGAGACUGGGACAACAGAGCUAAAGGACAGCUCUGUCCGAGCUCCUGCAGGCACCCCAGCAGGUGCUCACCCACCUCAGAACCAGGAUGACCCUGCAGCCCACGCAGAUGAAGACCAGGGCAGAGCCCUGGAUGCCAGGGCCUGUGAGCCCCCGAGGAUUCAGGGAGCCCCUAGCCCCACUCAGCUCCCUCUCCAGACUUCUUGGGACCAAGCACCAGUACCCUCCUCUCCCAGACUCCAGACCCAUCAUGCCCCCUCUCUGGGCCCAGUCCACCCCCCAGAGCAGUCUGUGAUGCCCACUUACCCCAGGGCCCAGCCAACUCCCCAUGUCCUGCCCCCAAUAAAAAGGGAAGGGCUCACAGAUCCCCCUGCUGCCACCACCCUGCCUGUGGUGAGGAUCAAGGUUGUUACAGUCCCUGGACAACCUCUUGUCCUAUCCUCUGCAAAAAGGAAGGCUGACCCCAGCCCAGGAGGUCUUCCUGCUCCAUCCUUCCCAGAGAAUAACUUCGUUCAGGACUCUGAAAAUGUCUCUAUCUCCUCCCUUACUCAGAAAGAGGUUGUGCAGGGCCCUGGUGCUCCUACCGACCCAUCCCCCACCCACAGAGAGGUUGUGCAGGGACCUGGUGCUCCUACCGACCCAUGCUCCACCCAGAAAGAGGUUGUGCAGGGACCUGGUGCUCCUACCGACCCAUCCCCCAAACCAGCAAGGGUUGUGCAGGGUCCAGAAGGCAGCCCUAGCACCCCAAAAGAGGUUGUCCAGGGCACUGAAGGCAGCCUUGCUCCUUCUCCCUCCAUAGAAGAGACUGUGCAAGGCUCAAGUGCCCCUGCACCCCCGUUCCCCAAACAGGAUAAGGUAGUCCAGGGCUCAGGUGCUUCUGCUGCCCCAUUUUCUACCCAGAAGGUGGUUGUCCAGGGCCCUGCUAUUCUCCUUGCCCCAGCCUCCUCAGUGGACAAGGUGUCCCCCAGUCCAGGAGGCACCCCUGCCCCAGGGCCAACUGGAGCAGAGGCUGGGAUGGAGUCUCAGCUGGUCCCUGACUCCACUGAGGGCAAGAUGCUUCCACAGUCAUCAAGGGAGGAGGAUGAGGUGGCCCUGGCUGCUGACCUGGAGAUUUUCCUGGAUACCCUGCGGAGCAUGGAGCCCCCUGAGAUCCUCCGCACUCACCGGCUGCCACGAGCUCCCCGCUCGUCCUACCUGGCCAUGUAUGCCACACUGCCUGCCAUCGAGGAGGACCAGCCCGGGCCGUGGCUGCUGGGACCCAGCCCCCAGGAGGUGCCUGCCCUGGCAGAGGAGGAGGAGGAAGAGGAGUCUGAGGAAGAAGAGCCAGAGAACCCCUAUCUGAGUGAUGAUGAGAAGCUCCAGCGCAGGCAGGAGAAAGCUGGGCCCAGCCCCUCCUGGGACUUCCGCCCGGCCAGGCCCAGCCAGGUCUCUUGCUCUCCUCUGCAGAUGAUGAAGAAGCACGUCGCAGGUGCCCAGGGUCCCCAACCAGAGCCGGGGCCGGAACUACCUGUGGGCAGCAGGCACACUUCCCGUCUCGGAGGUAGCCUUCUUUUUGGUGGUCUGGCACCCGCCACUAAGGAGGCCCCCGCCCUGGAACCACUGGGUGCAAAACUAUCUGCUCUGCCACCUCAUGGGGCACCAGGGCUCAGGAAGGUGCCAGGACAGUUGCCCCUGCUGUGCAGUGAAAGGCGGCUGCCAGAGAAGCCUGAACGUGCCCAGCCCCCAGCCCUGGAGGGGUGGAGCCCAGCACUGAAGACCCAGGGCAAGCUGAACACCAGGCCCGGAAAGGUGGUCCUCUUCUCGGAGCCCGGCUGCCAAGGCAGCAGCAGGGAGGUCUGGGAAGACGUUGCUGAUGCCUCAGGCUGGGCCCUCGUAGCCUCCAUAAGGGUGGUGCGAGGCUGCUGGGUGCUAUACGAAGAGCCGGAGUUCCAGGGCCAGAAGCUGGUCCUCCCUGAAGGAGAUGUGGAGCUCGGAGCCACGGGGCCAGCGUGGAGUACCCAAGGCAUUGGCUCCCUGAGGAGGGUUGUCCGGGACUACAGCAUCCCGGAGAUCCUUCUGUUCUCUGAGAAGGGCUUCGAGGGGGACCAAGUGAAGCUAACUGGGGCCCUGAAGGACCCCAAGGGCCUGGAGAGGCCCCUGAAGGUGGCGUCUGUCACUGUCUCUGCAGGAUUGUGGCUGUUGUACCCCAAACCGUUCUUUGAAGACACCCCCUUCAUCCUGGAACCUGGAGAGUACCCCACCUUGGAGGCCUGGGGUACAUCGGAUCCCACUGUGGGCUCCCUGAAGCCCAUGAGAUUGGGCUGCCCAAGUGUGGAGAAGCCAGGGGAGCCCAAGGCUGUGGUGUAUGAGGCCCCACACUUUCAGGGCCAGAGCUGGGAAGUGAGCAGAGACAUCUACAACCUGCAGCAACCAGAGGACAGCCAGAGCCCCCACCUGGCCUCUGUCGGGUCCCUGCGAGUUCUAGGAGGCUGCUGGGUGGGCUACGAGAAGGAAGGCUUCCGGGGCCACCAGUAUUUGCUGGAAGAGGGGGAAUAUGCCGACUGGUCACACUGGGGAGGCUAUGACGAAUUGCUGACCUCCUUACGGGUCAUCCGGACGGACUUCGGGGACCCGGCCGUGGUGCUGUUUGAAGCCAUGGACUUCGAGGGGCACGGCGUGGAGGUGAGCAAGGCAUUGCCGGACGUGGAGCUGGUGCGACACGGCCCCAGCACGCAGGCCAUCCACGUGCUCAGCGGCGUGUGGGUGGCCUAUCAGGAGGUGGGCUUCUCUGGGGAGCAGUACGUGCUGGAGAAGGGCGUGUACCGUAACUGCGACGACUGGGGCGCAGGCAACAGCGCCCUCGCCNCGGGGCCUUGCUUCCUUAAGUCGCGAAACUUUGGUCCUUCCCUUCAGGUCGGGGAGCAUGAUCUGCACUUUGUCUCAAAGAUCCAGCUUUUCUCCGGCCCCGACUUCCUGGGCGAGCAUAUCGCCUUCGAGGAUGACCAGGCCUUUCUGGACGCCUCCUUCCAGCCCCAGUCCUGCCGUGUCCACGGCGGCAGCUGGAUCCUCUUUGAUGAGAAGAACUUUGAGGGUGACCAGCACAUUCUCUCUGAGGGCGAGUUCCCCACUCUCACGGCGAUGGGCUGCCUAUCCUCCACGAUCCUGGGCUCUCUCCGGAAGGUACCACUGCACUUUUCGCAGCCCUCCAUUUUCCUGUACGGACUGGAGUGCUUUGAGGGGAAGGAGAUCGAGCUCAGUGGGGAGGUGCGGAGCCUGCAAGCCGAGGGCUUCAACAACCACGUGCUGUCCGUGCGGAUCAAGGGGGGCGUCUGGGUGCUGUGUGAGCACAGCGACUUCCGGGGCCGCCAGUGGCUGGUGGGCAGCUGUGAGAUCACCAACUGGCUGACCUACAGCGGCACCCAGAGGGUGGGCUCCCUCUACCCCAUCAAGCAGCGCCGGGCUUAUUUCCGCCUCUGGAAUGUGGCACUAGGGGGAUUCUUAGCAGUGCCAGACCAUGUGGAGGACAUGAAGGCGGGCCGUGUGGUGGUCUCCAGGCCCCAGGCAGGAGGCAGCUGCAUAUGGUACUACGAGGAUGGGCUGCUGAAGAACCAGGUGGCCCCCACCAUGAGUCUGCAGGUGAUCGGAUCCCCCAGCCCAGGAUCCAAGGUGGUGCUGUGGGCUGAGAGUCGCCUCCCGCGCCAGACGUGGAGCAUCAAUGAAUCGGGCCACAUCUGCAGCCAGAUGUUCGAAGGCCAGAUCCUGGACGUGAAGGGUGGCCGGGGCUACGACCGAGACCACGUGGUGCUGUGGGAGCUGGCCGAGGACAGGGAAUCCCAGAUCUGGACCAUACACGUGCUUUGA
Galeopterus variegatus (Sunda flying lemur) is the source of this 4671-nucleotide messenger RNA. It is a transcript of the gene CRYBG2, whose product is annotated as absent in melanoma 1-like. The coding region runs from base 1 to 4671 and encodes 1556 amino acids. The transcript is spliced from 20 exons. The record is from RefSeq and is a predicted model, not a curated record. NCBI's taxonomy places the organism in Eukaryota, Metazoa, Chordata, Mammalia, Dermoptera, Cynocephalidae.